UGUAUCUUAAACGGCAAAGUCUACUUAUUCAAAGCCAGGAUGGUUAUUGAAGGGAAAUCUCUGUCUGAAGCUCUGCUGUCUGCCAAGGCAGAGGGUCGACUUACUGUUGGUGUCUAUGAAAGCGCACAAAUAAUGAACGAGGACCCUGACAGUGUGUCUUUCUGCGUUUUGGCUACUGAUGACUUUGAGUGUGACAUCGCUCUCCAAAUCCAUUUUACUCUGAUUCAAGCCUUUUGCUUUGACAACGACAUAAGCAUCGUCAGGGUGAAUGACUUGAAACGUCUUCGAAACCUGGUUGGUGCCAAGGGCCAGGACGCGCACUGUGUCCUUAUAACGAACCCAGCUGAUGAUUCGUGGGAAGAUCCUGCUCUAGAAAAGCUCCACCUGUUCUGCGAGGAAAGUCGCAGUUAUAACGACUGGGUUCCUGAGAUCACCCUGCCCGAGCGUUGAUCUGGAGCUUUACUCUUCUUUGCUGAGAUGAUGUAAACCUUGAGGAAUACUCUGCUCAUUCUUUGAAUUAAGGAUGAUGAUGUUUCCACAUCCCUGGAUGCUCCUGAGGAGGCUUAUCAGUCCAGGCAGCGCGAGGCAGGCCCGAGUGGCCCCCGCGGUUCUACGUCGUUUCUCGUCACGUCCAUGCCAAGAUGAUCCUCAUUCUUUAUGUGAAUGAGGUCAGGUAUGCUACGAGAGCGACACAAUGGCCCUCAUUCUUUGUGCGGAUGAGGUUUGGAGAGAAAGGAGAAGCGAGUUUUGCCUCUGUUUAUCACAGAGCAAAUAUCGCAUGCGUUGGACACGCAGAGGACGCGGCGGUGCGUCGAAGCAACGUUUUUGAAAAUGGACUUUAACAUCACCGACGUUUUUAAAAAUGUAAUUGUUGCACAAUAUAACGUACCUUAUUGUCAACAAUGUGCUUUCCACUUUCCAGAAUUGUCUUAUACUCUAAAGGUUUCACUUUAGAAAAAUUGAUAUGACAAAAAAAGAAAAAAAACAAAAAAGAAAGAUUAAAGUAAAUCUAAAGUUUUAACUUUAGAAUCAUGUGAUACGAAAAAAUAAAACAUAUUUAUGCUGUUUUAAAUAAUUCUAGACAAAAAAGAAAUGAAGAAAUGUUUAACGCUGUCUAAAGUUUUCAUUGUGGAUAUUUUGUGUUAGAAAAAUUUAAAUAAAAG
Messenger RNA from Misgurnus anguillicaudatus (oriental weatherfish), 1163 nucleotides. RefSeq names its product growth arrest and DNA damage-inducible protein GADD45 gamma. The record is from RefSeq and is a predicted model, not a curated record. Gene Ontology annotation, cellular component: cytoplasm; nucleus. Lineage: Eukaryota; Metazoa; Chordata; Actinopteri; Cypriniformes; Cobitidae. Gene Ontology annotation, biological process: regulation of cell cycle.